This is a messenger RNA of Paramecium primaurelia, 1390 nucleotides long. The record is from the annotation of a GenBank genome assembly. NCBI's taxonomy places the organism in Eukaryota, Ciliophora, Oligohymenophorea, Peniculida, Parameciidae.
AUGUAGUAAACUUUCAGGAACAUAAUUCACUUGUUGAAGUUAUCCAGGUAUUGUACUAAUUCAUCAACAGCUACUGAUACUACUCCUUGUGUAUAAAGAAAAUGUUCAGAUAAUACAUAAGCAACUGAUAAUGCUACAUGUGCUUCAUUCUUACCUAAAUGUAUCAGUAAUGGAAAAGGUUGUGUUGAUUAAAUUAAUCCAUGUGCAUCUAUGAAAGGAAAUUAAGAAAAUUUAAUAAGAUAUUUGCUUAUAAGACCUGAUCUAUUGAUAAAUUUACAACUAAUUAAUGUUACACUGUUCAACAGCCACUGAAAAUGAUUAUUGUAAAAUCAAAACUUGCAAAUUAGCAGAAAACUAAAAUGAUGGUUCGUGUGAUUCAUUAUUAAAUGGAUAUUUCUAAAAUGGAAAUGGAAGGUGUAUUGAGGCAAAUGCUAAUGACACAACUUGAACAAGUUAUAAAGGUGUUUUGGCCUUUUGUGAAUCUGCUGUUGUUAGAAGUAAUAGUUCUAAAUAUUGUUUUAGAAGAUCUACAUCAGCUAAAUCUACUCUUUAAGCUUGUACAGAUAAUACAACAGCAAUAAAAUUGAAAAUUGUGAGGAUUUCAAGGUAGAAUGUAUAGUUAAAUCUGAAGAAGGACGUGUCAGGAAAUCAAAAUCUUGUUCUUAAUAAUCAGGAACUGUUACGUUUUGCCCUAACUUCAGUGGUGAUUUAAAAUUCUCUUCAAUUUGGACUAAAGUUAAAUGCACAAAAUAUUAUGCUUACUAAGUUAGAUUUUGCUCUAAUAACAUAAGUCCUUAAUCAGCUAAAGAUUGCCUUGAUCAUAAAUCUACUUGUAGAUUUUUAAGGCUGGAUCUGCAUACAUUGAUGCAACAGCUUGUAGUAGUUAUAGUCUACCAGAUACUGCAAUUACUGAUUAAGAAACGUUUGAUUAUUUUACAAGUAUCAAAGAUAACGUUGAGUUAUUAUUUGGUUAUACAUCAGGAGCUACUAAAUUUUCAGCUAGAACUUGUGAAUAAUUCUUAAGCAAAUAUACAUCAUUAUUAUGCACUACUUAUUUAUAGAAGAAUAUCUCUACUUCUACUGAUGAUGCAUAUAAAUUAGCAGGAACCAUAUAUUAUAUAUCAAAUAAAGUAGACUGUGUAUAUGGUUAUGCUUCUACUGAUAUUAGUGAUAUUCUUAAAUAAGCUCAAUGUAGAAGGUUUAUAAAUGAAAAGGACUUGCAGGUACAUUGAAAACAGGUAAAACUAAAUGCAGUUUAUAAGAUAGUUGCAAAAUUAAUUAUUCAAACAGAUUUAAGGACGUGUACCGAUUCAACUCUUUUGGCAAGUAAAGGAGAAUGUUAAAAAGUAACAGAUUCAAAUUGUCUCACUAUAUCAGAAACUUGUAGUGA